UGUUCAAUUGGUUCGGAAGCUACCGGAGAAGCAAAAUGUGUCCGCUCAGGGUGAUACUCAUCUUCCUCUCCGCCACCGUCGCCGGGUUCUUCCUCCUCCGGGGCCUAAACGCCGAGCCCGACUUCUUCCAAGACGCCGACGAGGGCUCCGAAUCUCCCAGGGCCGCCGUUCCCCUCCAUUCCAAGGUUGGUUCGGCUGUGAAAGCCGGCUUCUGGACGACCGUGGACAUGGCGAGCGGGCGGUACCUCUGGCGGACACUCGUGGCGCCCGCGAAAUCUGAGUCCGACCAGGCUCGGUGACAGCAAAACUUCCUGUUAUGUGUUUGACAUUUGAGUCGGGGAACUGAACUGGAAUGAUGUAUGAUACGGCGCCGAUUGUAAAUACGAUAUGUUCAACUCAAUGUGCAGAUUCUCAUGCUUGA
This is a messenger RNA of Lolium rigidum, 421 nucleotides long. RefSeq lists its product as uncharacterized. The transcript is spliced from 2 exons. The record is from RefSeq and is a predicted model, not a curated record. Lineage: Eukaryota; Viridiplantae; Streptophyta; Magnoliopsida; Poales; Poaceae. Bases 36 to 299 code for a protein of 87 amino acids.